AUGGCGGCGGACCCAUUGUUCGUGGCGGAGAGUGGGGGCCAAGAACAGGCAGCCGUCAGGAUCAUCAAGAUCGCGUCGGAUGCGGACGCAGUGCUGCGCAACGCCGACUGGGACGGAGACGGCCUGCCAGACAAUGUUGGCAUCUCUCUCAGGUACCUGGUGACACAGGUAUCGGGCGACCGGCGCCUGCUGCGGAAGGCGUCGCUGCUGCCGCUGGACAGCCGGCACUAUCUCAUCGCGUUCGCCGCCACUGAGCCGCUGCUGGCACGCGUCUGUCUCGGUGCCGCCUUCACGCAUUUCGCAUUCACCGGGCACGUUCUGGGAGUCAGCUUCACCUCGCCGCCAGGAGCUAGUCGUAUCCUCGUCGGUGUUGAAAGUUUCUUGAGUGUGGACGAUGCGGCAGGCGCGUGCCAGGGCAGCUCGAUGUGGCGGUCGCCCGGCGUGGCGCUGAACUCGCUGGCGGUGACGUCGCGGUCGUCGACGGGCGCGGUGCCGCUGCGCAUGCAGGCGCUGGCGCUGGCGCACGAGAUCGGCCACAGCCUGGGCGCGCCGCAUGACGGCGACGCCGCCUUCGGGACCGACGCCUGCCCGGCCGGCCGCUUCCUCAUGUCGCCGCUCAGCGUCAACGGAUCGCUCCGCGACCACUACCGCUUCUCCGACUGCUCGCGCAGGGCCGUGCGCCGCGCCGCCCGCAGGCACAAGUGGCGCUGCCUCGAGCCCGCCACGCGGCCCUUCUGUGGAAACGGGCUGGUGGAGGGCGCGGAGGAGUGCGACUGCGGGAUGGAUGUGGAGUGCCGCGAGGUGGACCGCUGCUGCGUGCCGCGCGGCCGUGCCGCCGCCUGCCGCGUCAACCGACGAGCCGGUCACGCCUGCCACCCCUCGCUUGGGCCCUGCUGCCUCUGCUCCUGCCAGUUCGCCGACCUCUCGCACCUCGGCAUCGAUUGCCUCUCGGCGACGAGGCUGGUGGAUGCGAAGUGCCCUUGCGCUUCGAAGCACGACUGCACCUGUGGCGUGCUGGGCCGGUGUGUGGGCAACAGCUGUCACGCCGUCGAAUGCGCGGUGCUGCAGCUGCGAGAGUGCGAAUGCACCCCACACAACGGCAGCUGCCGCACCUGCUGCCAGCUGUCUGCCGGCGACUGCCUCACAGCUGCAGACGCCGCUGUGCGUCUUGCGCAGCAAGGCGCCUUCACACUGCAGGUGAAUUUUCCAUAG
Schistocerca gregaria is the source of this 1212-nucleotide messenger RNA. RefSeq names its product disintegrin and metalloproteinase domain-containing protein 10-like. The transcript has 5 exons. The record is from RefSeq and is a predicted model, not a curated record. Bases 1 to 1212 code for a protein of 403 amino acids. Lineage: Eukaryota; Metazoa; Arthropoda; Insecta; Orthoptera; Acrididae. Gene Ontology annotation, molecular function: metalloendopeptidase activity. Gene Ontology annotation, cellular component: plasma membrane. Gene Ontology annotation, biological process: Notch signaling pathway; membrane protein ectodomain proteolysis.